AUGGCGAUAGCAUCUAUUCUCUCUGAGCUCGUCUCCGGGGCAGUGGCUCGUCCGCUGGAGGCGUUGGCUGCCUUGGUGCUGUUGGUUCCCGGGGUGUACGUCCUUGUCAAUGAGUUCAUUCGGGCUGCUGCCCGUGUGCCGGGCUUCGACGGACCAAAAGGCCUGCCCUUGAUUGGGAAUCUAGCGCAGAUUCGCGUCAAUGCUGCUGAGCAGUAUCGCAAGUGGUCGAAGAAAUACGGCCCGGUGUAUCAGAUCCAGCUGGGGAACAUUCCCGUUAUUAUCGUGAACUCAGCGGCUGCAGCUAAAGUCUUAUUUGGUCAGAAUGCACAGGCUUUAAGUUCACGUCCGGAGUUCUAUACUUUCCACAAGGUUGUUUCCAACACUGCUGGAACAACCAUUGGGACUUCUCCGUUUAGCGAAUCGCUGAAACGACGCAGAAAGGGUGCCGCUUCUGCUUUGAAUCGGCCGUCUGUGCACACCUACAUUAGCCACUUGGACCUCGAAUCCAAGGACUUCGUUGCUGAACUUAUGAAGUACGGUAAAGCUGGACGGGUGGCUGUAGAUCCAAUGCCUAUGGUUCAGCGACUCAGUCUAAGCUUAGCUCUCACUUUGAACUGGGGUGUUCGAAUGGCUUCUCAGGAAGAAGACCUUUUUGCCGAAAUCACCCAUGUCGAGGAUGAGAUCAGCCGGUUUAGAAGCACAACUGGCAAUUUGCAAGAUUAUAUCCCUCUCUUGCGUUUGAAUCCCUUCAGUGGCGGGUCCAGAAAGGCAGCUGAGAUGCGUGACCGUCGAGAUAAGUAUUUAGGCUACUUAAAUCGGGGCUUGGAUGAGAGAAUGGCGAAGAAUGAACACAAGCCGUGCAUUCAAGCCAAUAUUAUGCUGGACGAAGAGGCGAGACUGAAUCCUGCUGAAUUAACCUCCAUUAGUCUAACCAUGCUCUCUGGCGGGCUGGACACUGUGACCACACUUGUAGCCUGGAGUAUCGCUUUGCUUGCUGGGAGACCAGACAUUCAAGACAGAGCUUCUGAGGCCAUUGAGAAAUAUCACUCCGUGAACAAGCCUCUCUGUGAUGCUUCAGAUGACCAGAGCUGCGAGUAUAUUGCCGCUCUCGUAAGAGAAUUUCUAAGAUACUACACCGUACUCCGCCUCGCUUUGCCCCGUACAUCCAUCAAGGAUGUCAUUUACCAAGGGAAAACCAUCCCCAAGGGCAGCGUAUUCUUCCUCAACGCAUGGGCCUGCAACAUGGAUCCCGACGUGUGGGCCGACCCUGAAACAUUCCGUCCCGAGCGCUGGCUGGAACAGCCGGACGCACCCAUGUUCACGUACGGCGUUGGCUACCGAAUGUGCGCUGGCUCUCUUCUAGCCAACCGAGAGCUGUAUCUCGUCUUCUUGCGUAUGCUAAAUUGCUUCCGGAUCGAGCCCGACGGCAAGAUCGACUGGGACCCGGUCAGUGGCAACUCCGAUCCCACUAGCCUCGUUGCCAUUCCGAAGAAAUACAAGGUCAGAUUUGUGCCCAAGAAGGAGAAGAUCUUAACUGAAGCUCUGGAAAAUUUUGUUCCGUUCGCAGGAAUGGAGUGA
Messenger RNA from Ophidiomyces ophidiicola, 1578 nucleotides. RefSeq lists its product as uncharacterized. Gene Ontology annotation, molecular function: iron ion binding; heme binding; monooxygenase activity. The transcript has 4 exons. The coding region runs from base 1 to 1578 and encodes 525 amino acids. The record is from RefSeq and is a predicted model, not a curated record. NCBI's taxonomy places the organism in Eukaryota, Fungi, Ascomycota, Eurotiomycetes, Onygenales, Onygenaceae.